Molecule: messenger RNA, 2616 nt
Organism: Diplodia corticola
Lineage: Eukaryota; Fungi; Ascomycota; Dothideomycetes; Botryosphaeriales; Botryosphaeriaceae
Product: potassium uptake protein
Exons: 9
Coding region: 1-2616 (871 amino acids)
Biological process (GO): potassium ion transmembrane transport
Cellular component (GO): membrane
Molecular function (GO): potassium ion transmembrane transporter activity
Source: RefSeq, a predicted model, not a curated record
AUGGAAGACGAGUUCGGGGAGCUGAAGCAUCUGUCGCUGUUCCAACCAGGCUCCGGCCAGGCCACUCGGCUGAAACACCGCAACAGCGCCCGCCAGCUCCGCGAAAAGGACGCCGAUCUCGUGUACGACGAGGAGGACACCAUCGACUAUAGGCCGCAGGAGCGCGACUUCAAACACGAACAGGUCUUCAAGGGAUGGACCCUGAUCUGGCUGGCCUACCAAUCCACCGGCGUCAUCUACGGUGACCUUGGGACAAGCUCUCUAUAUGUCUUCUCCUCCACCUUUUCCGAGCCGCCGUCCAAGGACGACCUCGUCGGCGCCCUCUCCCUCAUCAUCUGGGCAAUCACCUUGAUCGUCACCGUCAAGUACAUCCUCAUUGUGCUUUCCGCCAACGACGAGGGCGAGGGCGGCACCUUUGCUGUCUACAGCUUGCUUUCGCGCUACUGUAACAUUACGAAACACGAUCCGACGAGGUGGCACACCCAUCGUCUUAGCCGCUUCGAGUCCAAUGAGUUACGGCCCCUCAACCAGAGGGUGCGCGACUUCCUCGAGCACAGCCGGGCCAUGCAUUUUGCCCUCAAGGCACUGUCCGUUUUUGGCGUUAGCUUGAUCCUGGCCGACACCAUUCUUACACCAGCCCAGUCGGUCUUGGGCGCCGUGCAAGGCCUGAGAGUUGUUCGCCCCGACCUCGGAACCGACCUGGUCGUGGGUGUAUCUUGCGGAAUCAUCGUGCUUUUGUUUCUGGCCCAGCCUCUCGGAGUAUCGCGGCUCGCGAAGGCGUUCGCGCCCAUAGUUGUUGUCUGGUUGCUUUUGAAUUUCUGUUUCGGGAUAUAUAACCUUGUCAAAUUUGAUCAUACUGUUCUCAAGGCGUUUUCUCCGACUUUUGCGUUCAGUUUUUUCGUUCGAGACUCAACAGAUGCGUUCCUGUCGUUGGGUGGUAUUUUACUUGCAUUUACUGGUGUUGAGGCUCUUUUCGCUGACCUGGGUGCUUUCUCGCAACGGGCAAUCCAAAUCUCCUGGAUAUGUUUCGCAUACCCAUGCAUCUUGAUGGCAUAUAUCGGCCAGGCCGCUCGCAUUUCUACAAACCCUAGCGCAUAUGACAACCCGUUCUUCGAGUCGGUCCCGCCGGGGAUGUUCUACCCUUCGCUCAUCAUAUCGAUACUGGCUGCAGUCGUGGCCUCUCAGGCAAUGAUCACCAGCGCCUUCCAGCUGCUCUCUCAGGUCAUGAACACCAGCUACUUCCCUCAGAUUCAGAUGAUCUAUACCAGCAACAAGUUCUAUGGACAGGUCUUUAUCCCGAUGGCAAAUUGGCUGUUGAUGAUUGGCACCAUUAUUGUCACAGCAGUCUACAACAACACCACCAAACUUGGCCAUGCUUACGGCUUCUGCGUCGUGCUGGUCACGUUCAUCACUACGAACCUGGUCGCGCUGGUUGCUAUCAUCGUCUGGCGCCUUCCGUGGUUUCUGGUCCUGCCAGUUUGGGCGAUUUUCCUGACUCUUGAUGGCUUGUUUCUUGCAUCCGCAGCCACCAAAUUCGUUGAUGGCGCCUGGUUCACGUUCGUGCUGGCUUGUAUCUUGGCUUCUGUCUUCAUUGUGUGGCGCUAUGGGAAGGAGCAGCAGUGGAGAGCCGAAGACAAGAACCGCCUUGGACUUCGCGAUUUGAUUGUUAGAAGCGACGAUGCGCCGCCGAGGCUGGCAGACAAGUACGGAGGUGGCGAGAUCUACAGGAUCAAAGGCCUUGGCAUAUUUUUCGACAAAGCAGGCGACAAGGUGCCCAUCGUAUAUGAAGAAUUUCUCAAGAAAUUCGAGGCGCAGCAAGAUGUUCACGUAUUCUUGCAUCUCCGCGCCUUGCAUAUCCCUCAUGUCAAGGAAGAAGAGCGUUACGAGAUCGCGGGAACACGUAUGCCAAACUGCUAUCGCAUGAUCAUUCGCCACGGCUAUAAUGACCACCCGAUCAAUGCCGACUUGGGCCAGGUCGUGUACUCUCAGCUCCGCCACGCCAUCGUCAAGGCGUCGCGCCCCAGGAAUAUCCGCAACAAGUCGCCUCCUCCCGAAAGCAAGCACAGCACCAGUGGCUCCUCGACAGUCGGGCCGGAGCCGAUAGAGCAGCCCGCUCCUGAAAAUCCGGACGCCAUCUCGGCCGCGCCUGCAGCCAGCAGCAACACCACGACGGCGGGCCACCGGCCUCAAAGCGCCUCUACCGUCUCUGCGAGAGAGCCAGCCGAGAGCCCGGACAAUUCUGACGACGAUGACCGUAUCUCACUGGCUGCCUCAACGCCUCCGAGCCCGCCAACGCCACCACCCGGCAACCGACGGCGAAGAGGGUCCGUGUCGAAGAACUUGCGGUUUGCAGACCAAGAUCACGCGACGUACGCGAACCUGCCGGAACAGGCGGUGUCGCGGCGGCUGGCGGCGCUGGACAAGGCCUUCGCGACGCAGGUGGUGUACGUGGUCGGGAAGGAGCAGCUGAGGCUGCUUACGUACAAGAAUGGAUCGAUGAAGAGGAUUCUGCUGAGCCUCUUCCUGUGGUUGAGAGAGAAUACGCGGACCAAGGUGAGCAAAAUGAAUAUUCCGGUAGAAAAGCUGGUGGAGGUGGGGUUCGUGCGGGAGAUAUGA